Messenger RNA from Nymphalis io (European peacock), 3901 nucleotides. RefSeq lists its product as uncharacterized. The record is from RefSeq and is a predicted model, not a curated record. The coding region runs from base 250 to 2580 and encodes 776 amino acids. The transcript is spliced from 5 exons. Lineage: Eukaryota; Metazoa; Arthropoda; Insecta; Lepidoptera; Nymphalidae.
UGCCCGCAAUCGCCGACUGCCCGGGCGCCCGGCAGCGCAUCCGAACGAACGAAGUCCACGCGACCGUGUUUACGAACGUUACCCCAUUCAAAUCAUUUGAGUGCAGUGUGAUCACUUUGGAUUAUUUGACCCUAAAGCAGAGGUGGAAAACCGCGUUCUCCAUUACAUCUAUACAUCCACUAAUACACAUGAUCUCACUUCCAGUCGGAGCUGGCAUUGAAGCUGCAUCCACAGCAUCGUUAAAACAUCAUGGCUGCUAACGGAUACGGCCCUGCGCCUGUCACUGGACACGUCGGCCGGAUCCCGAACUAUGGCAAGACUCAGGUCAAUCCGAUGGGUGGAGUCGAGCCUCCGGCAUGUAUUCAAAACGCAAUGAUGACUAAAGAUAAGAAACCAUUCACGUAUACUCCUGGAGGUUUAGACCUGUCACAAAUUAGGACACCGAGUAUGGCGAGAAGGAUGGCUCGUCAACGCUCGCAAGAGGAGCAUGAACAUGCCUACACUCAACCACCACCAAACAGUGUCUACCAACCCCAGAGAGGCCCUGUGCCACCACCCCCACCUCCACCACAAAUACCAGCUCCUCCACCACCGCCACCUCUUGUUAUUGAAGCUCCGUCAAAAUCUCCUAAGCCAAUAGCACCAGGAGAACGACCUGAAAUUGUUAUACCCGAAAAUCCCAUUGGUAUGCUGAGAAAAACUAAUAGCCCUUACCACUGGGAGGCUGAAAAGGCAGAAUUACAGCGUAUCGGCCCUGUUCCUAAAUUUGUUGAUAAAGUACCGAGUCCUUUGACUGUCAAGUUACCAAACAACUCUUAUCAAAACUAUUCUCCUCAAAACAAUAUUCAGAGACCGAACUACGCCUAUGGUAAUCAGAAUCAAGCUCCUGAUAGUCCGCUGCACAGACCAGAAGCACAAUAUGCUCACCAACAGUCAGCUUCACCAAAUGUUAACGGUUCACCGCAAACUAGGGACAUGUUAUUGCGUCAAGACUCUCAAUUUAAUAAGAGUCCACAACCAUUCGGAAAUCAGUCACCACUAACUAACAACCAAUCACCACAAAACUCUUGUUCACCAUAUAUACCUAAUCCCACAAAUCAUUGGAGGCAACCAGAUAGACGAGAUUCUCCGGCAAGUGCACAAAAUAGUCCACAAUCUCCACAGUUAAAUCGAGGACCAUUUUCCACGGCUGUUAAACAAAACUCUCCUAAUUAUACCCAAUCACCGCCUAACAAUUCUGUAUUUCAUACAUUGCCUAGAACUGGACAAAGAAAUCAGGAUAACUUUCCCAAUAAUCAGGGUAUUUAUAACAAUACCAUUAAUGUAAAAGAAAUGCAAUCGAGUCAAAAUAAUGAGUCACCAAAUACACCUCCAUGGCGAACAAAUACACUUAAUAGGUACCCCAAAGAUCAAACUACUCCCAACAACAUUCAGAAUACGAAUCAACAGCAGGCAUACAAUCCCCCAUGGAAAGCAAAUGAAGCUAACAACAAUCAUGGUGAAAAUAACUAUAGUCAGCAAUGGAAACAAGACAAAAGUAUUCCCAAUAACAUUAACCAGCAACAAUACUCUCCACCGUGGGCUGCACAAGAGGCUAAUAAUAACAGGGGACAAGAUAAUGUGCCUUGGCGGUCACAAGAAAACACAGGUAGAUCCGCUGUUCAGCCUACCUCCCCUGAAACACGUUAUCAAUCUUCUAUAUCAAUACCCGUGACACCAAGAAAGCAAAAUUCACAACCAGAAUAUAAUAACACCCAGAAAGAGGCAGUAUAUGUCAAUCAGGAACCUGUUUAUUACUGUCCCGAGAGUCCAAAAUCAAUACCACCAUGGGUCAAAACACAAAAGGAAAAAACAAAAACACCACCCCCCGCUUGGUGUCAGAGACCAUUAGAAGGAAGAAAGAGUUCCUCAAGGGAGUUAGCAACACCACCCAGAGAUACACACCAUGAACCAGAAUGGGUGAGAAAAAGUAAUGAAAUGCAACGGGGUGCUCGUGAAGUUAUUAGUCCUCCUAAAUAUCAACAGCCCGUUCAACCUAAUUGGUCAACAAGACCCUCCGAAAAUAGAAAAAGUUUACCAAGGGAAAAUACACAGAGCACAAAUACAGGAAGAAUUAUUCCGAUCCAAAUGGAGGUCUCAAGUACGGAAACAAGAAACCAGGGUAAACAAGGAGGUAACCAGAAUCAAUUGAGAAUCGUUAUUGAUAUGAAACAAAAUCCUGAGUCUUUUAACCAAAAUAACGCUCAGGUUCAAUUUUCUCAACCGACUCAGCGCAUUAUGAGGGUACUAUCACCGCAACUAGUAAGGAUGGACGAGCCUGGACAAAAUCAACCAGACUUGCCGGUGUUGAAUAGAAGUUUUCAGAAUACUCAGGACAGUCAGCCAAAAACGCGAAUAAUUCCAAUACAAAUUGAAGAUGGCACCAACGGUGGGGCAAACAAAAGCGUGUACUACCACCGAUUCACGCAAGAUAGUUCGCCACGGCAGUCUAAGGCGUUCAAAGUUCUACAGGUCAUAACAGGAACGGGUGACAAUAUUAAGAUAAAUAUGAAAAAUCAUCAAGGUUACUCUGAUUAUUAAUAAUUAUUAUAUUCUAUAUAAUAUGUAGAAAUGUAUACAACUAAACUCAUAUACAUGUCUUUUUGGUGAGGCAAAUAAAAUGCGGCAUUAUUUUGAUCUAGGACACAAAAUUUUAAUUUUGAAGUUGUUCGUCUUUUACAUGUAUGUUAUUUUCUUUUGUUGUUAAUUUUCAUAUUUAAAGUAACCAUAAUUAAUGCGCUUUUAUACUUUUACUUCGUAAACACGGUAGGGAUAUAUGUUUAUGUAGACAUCUAUAUAUUUUUAAGCUAUAAUAUUAAAAUGUUAACGCGCGGGAAUAUAACGAGCUAUAUAAAAUUAAUAAUUAAUUUAAUUAUUAUAUAUGUAUAAUAAUAUUUAAUUUAGUAUAAUUAUAAGAGAAAACAAAAAUCUAUAAUAAACAUACAUUAUGUGCUGCUUAUGUGAUUAUAAAAUUAAAACUAAUGCUCAUAAAAUACGGCUAAUAUACCAAAGAAUAAUUAGGAUUUUAUUAAAUUAUAACUAGUUUUAUAACUUUAUAUCGUUAUAAAACGUUAUAUUUAAAUAAGUUUAGUUUUAACUUAAUGUUUAACUUAUGGUAACAAGUUACCAUUAGAUAGAAAAUAUUUGUUUUAUAAUUUAACAAAAUAAAGUAACGAUAUAUAUUUAAAAAAUAUAUCUUGAAAUAUAUAUUUAUUAAUAUUUAUAUUUACUACCAAUAUAUAUUUUAUUUAUUCAUAUAUUUUUAUUGAUUUAUUUGUGUAGUUCUAAAUAUUAUUAUGUAUUUAUAUUAAUCAGUAUUCCUAUAGUAUAUAUUUCUUAUUUUUUUUUUAACAAUAAUUAUAUUCCUACUAAUUAAUUAACAAGGUUCCGACCAAAGAGUUUCUAUAACAAUUUAAUUUCCAAUAUUAUAACGCGUUCCCAUAAACCUGGUUUGUGAUUAAUUUGUUUGUGAUUAACAAAAAUUAUAAAAUAAUGAUUUACCUACGUAUCAUGGCAAUACUGAUAUGAAAUUACAACUUUUUGUAUGUAAUAUUAUUUUUAUUAAAUUAUGAAAUAAAAAAUUAUCUAAAUAAUGUAUUGUUUUCGGAAAAAAUGUUUUAGGAUUUUUUUAUUUAUGGAUAUGAUUUUUAUUUUAAUCAGCAGAUGUUAUGGUCGUAGGUAAAAUUCAAACAGACAGGGGUGUGGCAAUCUAGUCAGUGUGAUCUUUAUAUAAGUAUUUUCUUUAUUUUAUAUGAAUUUACUAUGUUAUUGAAUUAUUUAAGUUUAGUUAUAUGUAUAAUAUUUUAUUUGAUAGAUAGUAAGAAUGAAAUAGUUAUUUAAUAAAUGUCGAUAAAUGCUUAAA